Molecule: messenger RNA, 951 nt
Organism: Penicillium longicatenatum
Lineage: Eukaryota; Fungi; Ascomycota; Eurotiomycetes; Eurotiales; Aspergillaceae
Product: NAD(P)-dependent oxidoreductase
Exons: 4
Coding region: 1-951 (316 amino acids)
Molecular function (GO): oxidoreductase activity, acting on the CH-OH group of donors, NAD or NADP as acceptor; NADP binding; NAD binding
Source: RefSeq, a predicted model, not a curated record
AUGACGUUAUCUAUACCGAGAGUUGGCUGGUAUGGCCUCGGAUCGAUGGGUCUCGGCAUGUCCCUGAAUCUACAGAAGCACUUCCGCGCGAAUGGCUUGCCACCACUUCGUUACAGCAACCGCACACUGUCAAAAGGACAUGUUCUUCGUGACGCAGGAGCCAUACCUGAGGAAAAUUUUGAAAGUGUCGUCCAGAAAUCAGAUGUAAUUUUUACAAUGAUCUCUACCGAUGAUGUCUUAAUUCAAUUAUUGACUAAAGCCCUGGCCACGAGCAAUUCAUUGGAAGGCAAAGUAUUCGUGGAUACUUCCACAAUUCAUCCAGACACAUCUGGGUGGGCUGCACAAAGUCUCAUUAAACACGGAGCAUCAUUUGUUGCAGCACCGGUAUUCGGUGCAAGCCCCGUGGCAGCUGCUGGGAAACUGAUCUUUGCGGUGGCCGGAUCUGCCAGGGCAGCCGAGACAAUCAAGCCUCUCAUCAUGAAGAUAAUGGGACUGAGCAUCAUUGAUAUGGGAGAAGACGUACGCAAGGCUAGCCUUCUUAAGAUUUCAGGAAACAUUCUCGUCAUUAGUUUCAUGGAAGUGGUCGCCGAAGCCCAAAUCUUUGCUGAAGUAACAGGAAUUGGCAGUCAACAACUGGAAGAGUUCAUCGGCAACAUGUUCGGCCCGGUGCUGGAAAGCUACUCAAAACGUAUUACGAGUGGCGCGUAUGCGCCGCCUCUGGACACGGUUCCAGGGUUUGCGGCUGCUCUUGCGUGUAAGGAUAUGAAGCACGCUCUCUCUAUUGCUGCUAGUCAUAAUACUCGUCUUCCGACGCUUGAGGUCGCCUCGAGCCGCUUGAAUUCUGCGCGAGAACAUGCUGGCGAGUGUUUGGAUAGUGCGGCUAUCUAUGGAGCUGCGCGGAUGGAGGCGGGAUUGCCGUUUUGGAGUCGCAAUAGUCGGCAGGGGAGUUGA